Messenger RNA from Salvia miltiorrhiza (redroot sage), 1112 nucleotides. RefSeq names its product G-box-binding factor 4-like. Gene Ontology annotation, biological process: positive regulation of DNA-templated transcription. The transcript has 4 exons. Gene Ontology annotation, molecular function: DNA-binding transcription factor activity. The record is from RefSeq and is a predicted model, not a curated record. Gene Ontology annotation, cellular component: nucleus. Lineage: Eukaryota; Viridiplantae; Streptophyta; Magnoliopsida; Lamiales; Lamiaceae. Bases 253 to 795 code for a protein of 180 amino acids.
AUAAAUUUAUCUAUAAAAAUAAACGAACCAUAAAAAGAAAAUAUAAGAAAAAAGAUAUGGAGCCGCCGGAAGCAAAACCGAUCUGAAAGUGAACCGAAUAUUCACCAUCGGCAUUCGGCGGUGUCUCUACUAACUCUGCACUAAACGCCAUCACUAUCUUUAUCUCAGAUACUAUUGGUCAACACAAUUGCAACCACAUAAGUUUCAGCUGAAAAAACAAAGGAAGACAAUCUGAUUCCGCCGUCAAGGUCCAUGUCGCCGGACAAUUCGGAGCCGCCCAGAACUGGAAAGAGGUCGGCCGAUGACGUGUGGAAGGAGAUCAUGGCUGGAACCCAGCCGAAGAAGGAGAUGAUGACCUUGGAAGAUUUCCUGCUGAAGGCCGAAGAGGCGGCUUCCACCGGCGCCGCCGCCGCGGUGAAGCUGAAGGAAGAAGGAGGAUCGAUUGGGGGGAUUUUCGAUUAUAUGAAUUCCGUCGAGGAGGGGGGCGAUGCAAGAGCGAGGGCCAAGAGGAGCUUCAGCUUGUCGGCGGCGCCGGGAAAGGCGGUGGAGCUGCGGGAGAGGAGAAUGAUUAAGAACAGAGAGAGCGCCGCGAGGUCGAGGGAGCGGAAGCAGGCAUAUGAAGCGGAAUUGGAGUCGAUGGCGGUGAAGCUGGAGGAAGAAAAUGAUAUCCUGUUGAAAGAGAAGGCAGAACGAAAGAAGAAGAGGCUUAAGAAGCUUAUGCAGAGUGUGAUACCUGUAACAGAUAUGCGAAGACCACCACGCAUCCUGCGGAGAAGCGGCUCCAUGCAGUGGUAAUCUUUGGCCAUACAGAAGUUAUGAGACGAGACUUUCUGCAAUGGGACGAGGUAUAAAAUAUAUGUGAGACGGAGAUGAAUAAAACAAUAAUAAAAAAAAAAACAACUAUUUUUUUUAUAAACAGCUCUAAGUCUUCAAGUAGAUAACUUGAGCCAUUAUUGAUCUAUAAAUGUAGCAGCUACGUUCUCUGUAAAGCUAUAAGGGGAAAUCACAUAGAGAACUCCCUUGUAAUUAGCUUGUUCACUACAAAUGUGUGGAACCCAUUGCUCUGUUAUUGAAACUUCACUUAUGGUAUUGGCUUAGUUUUUUAGCGUUGA